GCAAUGCUCUGUGAUGAUGCCGGAAAUGGUGAUUCCAAUAAUUUUCCAUCUGGUUAUUGGGAUAUUGGGGAUCCUUCUUUCGUUUGUAGCUCUUGCGGAGCCUUAUUUUGGUAUGAGGAGAGAUUAGCUAAUUAUUAUAAGGCCAAAAAUCCAAAGUAUUCUGGAUGUUGUAUGCAAGGAAAAAUACAACUACCACUCAUAAAAAGGUCUCCAUUAUUUAUUGAAAAUCUUUUUAUUGGUCAAGAUGCAAGGAGUAAACAUUUUUUGCAAAAUAUUCGUUCAUACAAUAAUAUGUUCUCCUUCACAUCUUUGGGUGGAAAAAUUGAUACCACCUUGCAUGAUGGAAAAUCUCCCCCGGUGUUUAAGCUACAUGGACAAAAGUUUCAUUUGAUGGGGAGUUUGUUACCGUGUGAAUCUGUGGUUCCCAAAUUUGCACAGUUGUACA
Cuscuta europaea is the source of this 445-nucleotide messenger RNA. The record is from the annotation of a GenBank genome assembly. NCBI's taxonomy places the organism in Eukaryota, Viridiplantae, Streptophyta, Magnoliopsida, Solanales, Convolvulaceae.